Molecule: messenger RNA, 1015 nt
Organism: Suillus discolor
Lineage: Eukaryota; Fungi; Basidiomycota; Agaricomycetes; Boletales; Suillaceae
Exons: 3
Coding region: 161-796 (211 amino acids)
Source: RefSeq, a predicted model, not a curated record
ACACAACGGGUAGUCGAGUGUAAUACUGUAACCAUAACCCGCACACAUAUUCGAAUGGACGCUGAGAGGGAAUAUCACCAGAGGAUCAACCAUUCCAUUGUUGCUGUUUGUUGGGCGUCUCUUCAUUAAAGUUACAUCGAAGAUAAAUAACGCGCGAUCGAUGGAUCCAUCAGUUGGUUAUCGCAAUACCAUCUCGUAUUCCACCUCAGCGUUGAUAUUCUCAGAUCCAUCCGAAAACAUGAUAAUGGAACCCACCUUUAACAAUGAAUUACAACGUCUAAGAAGCGACGUUGAAAGACUCUCCCUCGAGGCUCAGCGAAAGGAACGCGAAGUAACUCUGUUGACUGGUGUCAUAUGCCGGCUAGAAACAGAGCUAGCUCGGGGUUCCAACACGAUACCCGCACAAGCAACCAUCGGUGGUGCAAACCUGCGUGACUUACUCCAACUUUCACCGCCAGAUUUAUUGGCUCUGGAUGACGACAUUCGGUUGAUGAGGAGGAAGGUGUUGGAUAGAACCCCUACGGAUUAUGCUGAGGGCGUGCAGGAGUAUCUGACAAAGGCUAUGAGGGAGGCCAUGAUCAGAAGGGGAGUUGGGUAUGAUGACGGCGCGGACACCGAUUGGUUGAGUCCAUGGAUUAAUGUCUAUCAAAAGCCGGAAUUGGAGGAUGAUGUUAGGUUAUUGGGGUUGAGGGAUAGCAGGAGGGGCGUGCCGGGUAGGGUUGAGGGUGGGAGGUACGACAUAACGGUUGCUUGCGAUACGCUAAUCGGUUUAUCGCGAUGGAGAGGUAUUCAUUGAGGACCUUGUUUCCGUUACUUUCCGAGCGGUUGUUAGGCAGAUCAAACACUCGCUGACAGCGACAGUUGUUUCAAUGCUUCCUGCUAAAGACAAGGCUUUCUCCGUCAAUCGAUCUAUUCAAAUAUGCCGGAGAGAGCCUAAUAUAAUAGGUCUCCGAUAAAUCAUAUGCGUAGAGGCGCACCGGCAUUAGAAUCAAUUGGGGGCCUGCGAAUCAGUCAA